GUACGCGUUCUCCUUCUCCCUGUCUCACUCCUCGUGCCCUUGGCCCUGUUUUUGAUGCGUAUUUGAUUUGUACAGGAGUUCCUGUCCAAGUGAAGAUGGUUCUGCGCCAGUGCAGCGCCAGGCUGUGCCCUUCUGGAUUUUCUCAGAACACUGACAGCCAUCACCAUCAUUUUCUUGGUGUUUCAACCACGGCAUCCCAUGUCCCCCCCCUUUUUGUCAUAUCUAAGGCAAGCGCCACGGACCAAACCAGACACAUGUGUACACACUGUUGACGGCAUUUCCCCACAUUUUUCUAUGGUCAGCCUGCUGCCGCUCCCACACGCAGCCUGGGGCAGAACCUCAUUUUGGCAAUUCAAUCUAUUCAAUUUUUUUUUUUUUUUCAAUUGUCGCCGUCGAUGCCGAAUAUCAUAUUCAUUUGUAAUUUUCUCUGCGUCAUCCUUCCACCUUUUAGUCCCCGCCUCUGGUAUGCUAGCUAUCCAGAGCUACCAAAACACCCGCUCAGCCUGGGAAGCAACGAUAGGUACUGCAGCCUUCUCUGAACUCGGUAUCCAUCAGUUGUCAUCAACCACUACAUUGAUUCUAACCUGGACAAGCACCAAUCUUUAUCAUUUUCAUCAAAGGCGCUUUCAUCUGACGACCUUUCAAUUCAUUUUCCGGCCCCAUUCAGCCGCUAAUGCUAUAUAAUAGCGAUGACGACUGCAAAACCUCGCGCCCGUGGCCUUCCGUACCUGCAUCGGAAUUGGAAAAAGGCAUACGACGGCGUGACGUCCCAGAUGGGCAACAAGACAUCUUCAGAGUCUCGUGACUCUGUUGAUCAGAUCACCGACCAGCUUGACACCACUCAACGCGCCGCCAAACGUCGCCGCCUCGAAAAUGAUCAAGAUGUCUUUCCUCUCUACGAAGACUGGAGCAACUCCAAACGUGGUCUUCGCAUCGAGGUUCUCAAAGUCAGUCACAAGGAUGCUCCCCGGGUCAAAAAUGGCAUCAUGAACGGACUGGUCCCGCCGAACAUCAAAGAUGUCUCGCAAAUCAAGGCUCGAUGUCAACUCACCAUCAUGGGAUACAAAGGCGACCACCCCGUGGUCCUCCACGUCGACAGCCAGGUUUGUGACAUCAAAGUCUUCAAGAACCCCGCUGGUCAGUCCCCCAUGGCGCGUUUUUACUCCAUCCGACCAUUCCACAUUCCAGAAGCCAAAAUUUCCCUCGAACGCGACGACGACGCUGUGUUUGGUCUGGCCAACACGUACUCUGUGCAUAUUGAGCUUCAGUCUGCUGGUGAUCCCAACUGGCCACCACGUGACCUCGUCACCGUCAGCGAUGAGGAUCUUUUGUACAGUAACAACAGCGGCGGGCUGCCACCACGACAAUGGGUCAUGAGCGCCAGUAUUGCGGACAUUUUUAACAAAAAUCACCGUAAGACGAUGCGGCUUAGAGUCAAAAAGCAUGUCAGCCAAGAUAUCGCCACAAACUUUCUUAUGGAUGUGGAUGUGCGGUGGUUGACGGCCAUCUCCACCCAGAAGACUAUGCGGGAGCACACUAAGGAUGUUCUUCCUUGCAUCACGGCGUUUGAUCCUGAUGGACACAACAAGGUGGUUACGAAUGGGAAUGUCAAUGGGGUUGCUGUCAUCAAUGGGGUCAACGGUGCCAAUGGGGUGAAUGGUGUCGGUGGUGUCAGUGGGCAGGUCAACGGGGGGUCGUUCCCAGACACUCCCGACGAGUUCAUGCCUGAGGGUGAUACGACACCCAACAGGUCGAGACGCACAAAACAGAAUGUCAACUACAAUGUUAGGCAGAUGUGGAAUACGGCUGUUGGGAAGGAACCCAAAAAGCGGAGGAAGUUUGGCGACACGGUGGAAAAUGGGGCGAAUCAACAAGUUGACGAGCACGUCAUCACCUACCUCCUGCCCCCAGAACAGGUGCAGAUGGUGAAGUUCAUCUGCAUCGUCUGCGCCGCCGAGAACGACAAUUUGACCCAGCUCCGGCUACACUACCAGAGCCACCCGCAGUACCUGUUCAGCUUUGAAAUUCGGCCCAAGCUGGGCUGCUGCGUCACUGUCAAGCCCAACAGCGAGAACCCGGGCAGUCCGCUCAGACCUAAGGUGUACCAGCUUGGUCUACCGGUGGAACCGCUGGAUGUGGAAAAAUAUGUGAAUGGGGACGAGAGCUGGCUUGAGCAUAGGCUGGGUCCGGACAACGAUAGGGAUGUUGUGAAUAAUGGGAAGCCGGCGAAGCCACAGCCAAAACCGGCCCCCAAAAAACCCACCAGACCAGUCGUCCUUGUUCCCAAGACGAAGCAGCCACUCUUUGACCCAUACAGUAAAGUUGCCCUCGAACCCGGCACCCCAGUCCCUCAGUACCCGAUAGACGACUCCUGGCUAUUGCUUAAGCACCGCGAGGCCCUGCAGGAUUUCAUCGAUCUCAACCACGAAGAAAAAGAGUACAUGCAAGAAUGGGACGCCUUUAUUCUCCGGAAGCAUCUUUCAUCACAGCAGUACCUGCCCAAGGCGUUUUUGCAAUUCGUGAAGGACAAGGCGGGGUGGCUGGUGGAGAAGCAGGCGAGGGCGGAAGAGUUUAGUAAACAUGUUAGCACGCUGUUGGCGAGGAGGGUGUUGGGGGAGAAUGAGGUGAUUGAGUCGACGGCGUUGCUGAAUGAGGCGAGGGAAAGGAAGAGCAAAGCGGUGAAUGGAGAGGUUAGUGGUGGGGGUGGUGAGGAGGGGAGGAAGGGGAAGAGGACUGGGGGGUGUUGCGUGGGAUGUGGGGAGCCGGUGCCGGUCAGUGAGAUGGUUGUUUGUGGGAACAAGGAAUGCACAAACCGGCUGUGGCACGAUCGCUGUGUAGACGAUAAGAAGACAGCGAAGAAACUGGGCAGGAAAUGGAAGUGCAAGGGCUGCAGGGUUUAGUUGUCCACGCUAUCUGUCAUCCUCGUCAAGACUUUAUGAGGGUGUUUUACUUCUCUCUGCUCCAACCCAGCGGCCGAUAUAGAAAAGAAGGAGGGAACUGAUUGGGAAAGGGCACGUUUGACUAGGGAUUGAUUUUAUGGGGAAAGAAGAAGGAAAGAAGGGUUACUUGCGUUGCAUUUGCAUAUGGGGGAAGGAGGCAUUAUAUACCGUUGCUUCAGGGUACUCUGUGUUGCUAGCCUUUGCUUUUUAACCAGGAUGGAUAGAUAGGGGGGUGGCACCUG
This is a messenger RNA of Podospora pseudocomata, 3181 nucleotides long. RefSeq lists its product as uncharacterized. Bases 690 to 2900 code for a protein of 736 amino acids. The record is from RefSeq and is a predicted model, not a curated record. NCBI's taxonomy places the organism in Eukaryota, Fungi, Ascomycota, Sordariomycetes, Sordariales, Podosporaceae. The transcript has 3 exons. Gene Ontology annotation, molecular function: chromatin DNA binding. Gene Ontology annotation, cellular component: nucleus; RSC-type complex.